Fusarium falciforme is the source of this 1266-nucleotide messenger RNA. RefSeq lists its product as hypothetical. NCBI's taxonomy places the organism in Eukaryota, Fungi, Ascomycota, Sordariomycetes, Hypocreales, Nectriaceae. Gene Ontology annotation, cellular component: membrane. Bases 1 to 1266 code for a protein of 421 amino acids. The transcript is spliced from 3 exons. The record is from RefSeq and is a predicted model, not a curated record.
AUGUCAACCACCGGCCAGGAAUCGAUGCGGACGUCGCUGCUGCAUCCGUCAUGGAAUGGUCAGCACAAAGCCAUCUUCAUGCCGGUGCUGGCGACCGCCAUACUUCUGUGGCUCAUCUUCCUUGGCGACAUGGCCUACCUCUUCGGCACCACCUUUAGCCAGCGGUACCACACACACGCCUUGAAGGUCCUCGUUGUCGACUUUGACGACGGCGAGGCCAUCCCUCAGGCCGUCCAGGCGACCUACCAGAUGAUGCAGGGAAGCAAAUUCCCGACCUUGGAGUUUCAGAUCCCGUCGCCCGAGUACCCCAACCCGGCCACGGUCAAGGAGGCCGUUUGCAGCGGCGACUACUGGGGCGCCAUGUACAUCCGUUCCGGGGCCUCGUCCGACCUCGCAUCCGCCGUGAGUGGCGGCCCCGUGGCAGCCGGCUACCAGCCCCACGACGCCGUCACAUACAUUUACAACCAGGCUCGCUACAGCACCAUCUCCGACAACGCCAUCGGCGCGAACCUCCAGGCCCUCGUCUCUGCUUCGCGUAGCGCGUACUAUAAAACCACCGAUGGCCGCGACGCCCUAGUCAACCUCAACCGCUCCGAUCUCAACGCCCCCUCCUCGGACAUCAUCACAUUCACCCAGCAGGGCUCUCGCGCCUUCUACAACACCCUCAACCUCGUCUUCCCCAUUCUGCUGACUUUUUUCUUCUUCAUGGCAGUCAACGCCAUCAGCGACGCAAAUAGUCUUUCUCUCCGGCUCCGCCGCCGCGAAGUCUGGCUGCUCCGCUUCGUCCUCGGCAAGUCCUACGCCUUGAUCGCUGCCCUCAUCGUCACCGCCUACAUCUGGGCCUUCCGCGAGGACUGGGCCGUCGCCGACGCCGUCUUCGUCAGAAAUUGGUUGAUCGUCUGGUUCCAGAUCGACAUCAACUGGCAGGUUUUUGUCGCCACGCUCGGCACCUAUAUCCCCAUGCAGCUUGCCUCCUUCUUCAUGUUGACCUGGGUCAUCAUCAAUGUUGCCAGCACCGCCUUCCCCUUCGAGGUAGCCCCUGGAUUCUAUCGCGUCGGCUCGGCCUACCGGGCUAUAGUCGCCUUGCCAAUUCUCUUCGUCUGGUGGAUGCUCGGUCACAUCGCCGUCGUCUUUUCCGUCCGCAAGAGGUGUGCCAACGCCGAGCAGACGGCCCUUACACCAACUCCGGAGCAGCCCGACUCUGAACGGUCGAGCUCAUCGUCCCAGUCACCCGUGGCAGACGACGCCAUGGCAAAGCGCGAAUAG